AUGGUGAAGCUGCCGGUGACGCGGUGGAUCUUAGCCGUUCUAAUGGCACUUCUGCUGCUUGGGGCAUUCCUAUUAUCCGAUCUCAUACUGCAAAGCUUCGCCGGAAAUAUAGCUCUAAACCCGCUGUUCCUGCGCCAAACCAGUAGCCCUCUCAGAUUCAUACCCGUCCUCCAGCAACCCUCCUCCGACGAACUUCGCUCCGCCCUCCUCCAUUACGCCACCUCCCCAAUCGUUCCGCAGCAAACCCUCUCCGAGAUCCGCGUCUCCUUCGACGUCCUCCGCCGCCGCUCCCCCUGCAACUUCCUCGUCUUCGGCCUCGGACACGAUUCCCCCAUGUGGUCCGCUUUCAACUCCGGCGGAACCACCCUCUUCCUCGAAGAAGACCCCUCUUGGUUUCAAUCCGUCCUCCGCAAAUCCCCUUCCCUCCACGCCCAUAACGUCCGAUACCCGACGAAGCUCUCGGAGGCCAAUGAAUUAAUGAAAUCGUAUCGCAAGGAGCCGGAAUGCAUGCCCCCAAAAGCGAGGCUGAGGGAUAAUCGUCGGUGCCGGCUCGCGCUGGCGGAUCUGCCCGGCGAGGUUUAUGAGAUGGAGUGGGAUUUGAUUAUGAUUGACGCGCCAAAAGGGUAUUUUGCGGAGGCGCCGGGGAGGAUGGGGGCGAUUUACUCAGCGGCGGUGAUGGCGAGGGAGCGGAAGGGGGAGGGUUUUACCGAUGUGUUUUUGCACGAUGUGGAUCGGAAAGUGGAGAAGAAGUUUGCGAUGGAGUUUCUGUGUAAAAAGUAUUUGGUCGGGGGAAGCGGGCGGCUAUGGCAUUUUCGGAUCCCGCCGGCGAGUGGGAAUGAGACCGCCGGGACAUUUUGCUGAUUGAUCAACGAUGUUGAAGACUCGGGAUUGCGCUUGUGUUUGUUCUCAGAGGUUUGAGUGCUUCCACCAGCAUUUUAUUGAUAAUAAAAUUUAAAUUAAAAUGAGAAAUAAUCAUCCCUCAUAUCAUCACAUUUAUGCAAAAAUAAGUGUAUUAUUUAAAUAAAAAAAUUGGACUCAACUCAAGGGCAAAUUAUUUUGUGCGGACACUGAACGCAGUCCAGAGCCUAAUGAAAAUGCAUCAUAUCAACCCCUACUCAGUACUGCGGCUCGAUACUGCUUGGUACCGAGCUCAGUACUGGAUGACGUGGUUGUACCUGAUUCACACAGUUUUUUAGUAUAAAAAUUAAAAUUUUUGCACUAAAAAGUUGAUUUAAGAAGCAGCAAGAAAGUUGUUCCAGAUGAAGCCUUAGAUUUCC
Dendrobium catenatum is the source of this 1277-nucleotide messenger RNA. Its product is annotated as probable methyltransferase At1g27930. The transcript has 2 exons. Gene Ontology annotation, biological process: xylan biosynthetic process. NCBI's taxonomy places the organism in Eukaryota, Viridiplantae, Streptophyta, Magnoliopsida, Asparagales, Orchidaceae. The record is from RefSeq and is a predicted model, not a curated record. The coding region runs from base 1 to 861 and encodes 286 amino acids.